AUGUAUUUUAUCGAUUUAUCACAUGAUCGCUGGCCUACGAUUAUGAUCAUCAUAACCUUGAUGUUUUUUAUAACAUCUUGUGGUGGUGCGCAAUACGACACAUACUUGACUCAUUUUGAGGAUCCAUCAAACGAUUUAUUUUAUUUUGAUAGUUACACAAAAGUAGAUGGAACAAUUUUGCUCCAAUUUGUUCGUUUCAGUAACCCGGAACAAAAUUGCAUCGAACCCGACAUACAUUUGAGAAUCGUAUUUUCCGAUGGAACCAUCAAACCGUUAAAGCUCGCUCAUCAAAUUCCUUUAUACAACUUUUGUAUGAUACAAAAUGCUUUUUUUAAUUUUUUAAUAAAUGAAUAUGCGAUCCUUGUAACAUAUUUAAAUGGAGAGGAUGUAACAACAACAAUGCAUACAGGAAUGAUCGUUGACUUUGAUGGUAAUAUUAUACAGAUUGUAGAGUUCGGUAUUGGUGUUGGUAAAAUCAAUCCUAGCAAGGAUGAUGAAUAUGGAUUUACAUGGUCUCGUCAAGUUAAUGAAACUACAAUUGUAUGGUCAAGAUUCGCACCAAUGCCGACAAACCCUAAAUAUUUUUUUAAAUCAGGUUCAGGUUUUAUAACAUCACCUAAUGCAUCAAUAAUUAAAUCAUUUAAGGUGUUUAACUCGGGUGAUGGUGGCGUUUAUUUUGUCCUUGUGAACAAGCUCAAUCAAAUAACCACAAUAGAUCCGGCCUGGAAUGUUCACGCGAUUCUUAUAGAUAAAAGUUCCCUUGUAAUUAGCUCUCCAUAUUUGCUUUAUCAAUCUCAAAUGGAUUUUUUUGAUUUAAAUUUUAUUGGUUGCCAUAAUUCAAAUGGUGAAGGAUAUAAUUGUUUAAUGCGUGUUAAAACGAUCGAUCCAGAAAAAAUGGGGAAUGGGGACAGCGUGUAUUUUCUAUUAACAUUCUUAACUAGUGGUUCUGUAAUUAACAUUAAAAAGUUAGAUAUUGGAAAGAAUCCUAAAAGAAAUAUUGUAGAUGUUAUGAUUUUACUUAAUCAUGGGUUUCUAUUUAGAUGUUUUUCGAUAAAAGAUAAUAAAUUGAUGGGUUUCUUAUUAACGCAAAAUGGUGAAUAUGAUGGCGAAUGGAAGGGACUUAACAAUGAUGUAAUUUCUAUGUCAUACCUUUUACAUAAUGAUACGAUGUGGGGAAUGCGGUUCCAACAUAGCGGUGCCUCAUGGGCGAUAAUAACCGAUAAGGUGCACAAUAAAAAUAUCGUGGAUAACUAUAAACACGAAAAUCCAAAUAUUCUUGGAACAACACCUAAUGAUGACAUUAUUAGAUUAAAAGAAUUUACUACAAUUACCAUAGAUUACGAUAAACCUUUGAUUCUUUCAUCAGGAAACAUCUCAAUUUAUCAAGUGGUUGAUAAUAUGGGUGAACUACUGCGUCAAACCUAUUCCGGUUUAUCUGGCCAUGCUUCAAUUACAAAUAAUACAAGCGUAAACAUAGAAGUGUUGAGUAGUACUUUUAAUGAUCCAUCGGCGAGUUAUUUUGUAAGUAUUAGCGACGAUUUUGUUAAUUCAAAACAAUUCAAUGAAGCAAUACCUGGAAUUAGAAAGAGAGUUUGGUUUUUGAAUACAUCUAUCGAAGAACCUGAUUUAUGUCUAUCGCCAGUUACGUUAUUAUUGAGACUUAAUGCCAAUGGGACAAUAUAUUUUAAAACGCUUAAUUCAGUAGAAAUUAACAAAUUUUAUAAUGAUUUAAUGGAUGAGUUAUCUAAUAUCAUUCCCGUUGAAAGAUCUAGAUUGCCAGAAUUUGGAAAAUUUCAAAAUGACCCAUUUGAUUCUAAUAAUUUAAUACUUAUGCAAGUGAAAAUUUCACAACCAACUGAAACAUUAAAACCUUGUGCUGAAGAAAUAGCAAAUGAUAUGGACGCUUUGAUCAAAAAUAAGCAUUUUACCCUUAUAUCACAUUAUCCCCUAUCUAGCAUGUUGGAUGAAAUAUAUGGUGCCAAUAAGACAGCUGAGGGAUGGAGUGAUGAAUUCAAAUUGAAUCUGCUAUUAGCCUUAGGCGGAGUUAUGUUUGUUGUCGUUAUAUAUUUUAUAGCAAGAUACAAAAAUUCACAGGGACGAAAUGUUUUUGUCUUCACAUUUGCAUUAAUCGCUACAGAUUUUAUUUUGGAUAUAGCGUUUAUCGUAUAUAAUUCGCAGAUGGUAUCUUCAUUGUUUAUGCCAAGUAUUUUAUUUUUAGUUAUACCAACAGUAUUCAACUUGAUAUUCACUUUAUACAUUCUUUUAAAAGAACAUUUUACAAAUGAACAAUUUCGCGUUUGGUUGGUUUCUAAUACAAAAGUAGUACCAAUAUUGACAAUUUUGGCUUCGGCUGAUAUAGCAAUGUUGAACAUCAUCAAUUCGAAUUUAGCAGGGUUAUCUUGUUUUCAAGUGCCCAUUUCAAAAGAUGCCGAAAUUCAAAUCUUUUGGGGAAGAUUUGCUAAUAUAUUUAUUGAGGACAUACCGCAGUUUGUAAUUAGAGUCAUCUAUUUAAAACGUAAUAGUAUUGUAUAUGAUCCAAUUCCGAUAUUUUCUUUAAUAUCUGUUGGUUUGUCAAUAUUAUUUAGUCUUAUUGGAAGAGGUUUUGAUACAUUGAUUUAUAAGAUUCUAUACACAUCAACUAGUCAAGAGCCCACAGUUGACGAUAAAGGUCACAUUAACGAUUCAAAUAAUGGAAAUACUAGUUGA
Messenger RNA from Funneliformis geosporum, 2706 nucleotides. NCBI's taxonomy places the organism in Eukaryota, Fungi, Glomeromycota, Glomeromycetes, Glomerales, Glomeraceae. The record is from the annotation of a GenBank genome assembly.